Molecule: messenger RNA, 3197 nt
Organism: Raphanus sativus (radish)
Lineage: Eukaryota; Viridiplantae; Streptophyta; Magnoliopsida; Brassicales; Brassicaceae
Product: disease resistance protein RML1B-like
Biological process (GO): signal transduction; defense response
Molecular function (GO): ADP binding
Source: RefSeq, a predicted model, not a curated record
UUGUUUCUCAUGGCUUCUCUUAUUUCUUCAUUGUCGACUCUCAACUGGAGUUUCAAUGUCUUUGCGAGCUUUCACGGGCCUGAUGUCCGUAAAACACUUCUCAGCCACAUGCGUGAACAAUUUAAUGUCAAUGGUAUUACUAUGUAUAAUGAUCAAAAGAUGGUGAGAGGCGAAGAGAUAGCUCCUUCACUCACAACUGGUAUAAGAGAAUCCAGGAUCGCGAUUGUGAUUCUCUCCAAGAAAUAUGCUUCGUCAAGCUGGUGUUUGGAUGAACUGGUGGAGAUAUUGGAGUGCAAAAAAUCUAUGGGACAGAUAGUGAUGACCAUCUUCUAUGGAGUCGAGCCAUCCGAUGUACGGAAGCAGACCGGGGAAUUCGGGAUUGCUUUCGAGGAUACUUGUGAACGUAAGACAAACGAGGAAAAGCAGAAAUGGAUCAAAGCUUUGACUGAUGUGAGCAACAUUGCUGGAGUAGACUUCCUAAGAUGCGAAAAUGAAGCGGACAUGAUCAAGCAAAUUGCCAGAGACGUUUCAGAUAAACUCAAUGCGACACCGUCUAAAGACUUUGAUGACAUGGUGGGACUUGAACCUCAUAUAAGAGAAUUGAAGUCUUUACUAAAUUUAGAUGAUAAUGGAGUUAUGAUGGUUGCAAUCACUGGUCCUGCGGGCAUUGGUAAGACCACCAUUGCUAGGGCUUUGCAAAGUCAAAUCUCUGAUAGGUUUCAGCUUACUUGUUUUGUGGACAACCUUAGGGAAAACAAUCAUAGUGGAUUUGAUGAACAUGGUUGGAAGCUGCGUUUACAGGAGCAAUUUCUUUCAAAUGUUUUGAACCUUGGUAGUAUUAGGAUAUGCCAUUCAGGUGUGAUAGAAGAAAGGCUAUCCAAGCAUAAGGUGCUCAUCAUUCUUGAUGAUGUGUACCAUAUAAAGCAAUUAGAAGCGUUAGCAAAUGAAACUACAUGGUUUGGUUCUGGAAGUAGGAUUAUAGUUACCACAGAAAACAAAGAGAUUUUGCAGCAACAUGGUAUAAAAAAUACGUACCGUGUGGGGCUUCCAUCUGAUGAACAAGCGCUCAAGAUCUUAUGCAGAUAUGCUUUUGGAAAAAACUCUCAUAACCAUGGUUUUGAAAAGCUUCUACCAAGAGUGACAAAGCUUUGUGGUAAACUUCCGUUGGGUCUAAGUGUCGUGGGUUCAUCUUUACGUGGGAAGGAGGAGGAUGAAUGGGAAGAGGUACUGAGCAGGCUGGAAACUAGUAUUGAUCAAGAUAGCGGAACUAUUCUUGAUCGAGAUAUCGAGGACGUGCUAAGAGUGGGCUAUGAGAGUUUAGAUGAGAAUGAGCAAACGCUAUUUCUCCACAUUGCAGUCUUUUUCAACUAUAAAAGUUGGAAUCUCGUGAACACCAUGUUCGAUGACAGUGACUUGGAUGUCAAACAUGGUUUGAAGAUCCUUGUAAGCAGAUCUCUCAUCAUAAAGACAAUUGGAUGUGAGCAAAGAAUAGUGAUGCACAGAUUACUAGAACAAAUGGGUAAAAAAGCCAUUCAAAAACAAGACCCUUGGAAACGCCGGAUCUUGAUGAAUGCUCGGGAGAUUUGUGAUGUUCUUCAACAUGCCAAAGGUACAUGGAACGUUCUUGGUAUAUCGUUUGAUAUAUCAAGAAUCAACGAACUAUCCAUCAGCAAGAAAGCUUUUAAAAGAAUGACUGAUCUCCGAUUCCUCAAAAUUUACAAAAGACAAUAUGACGGGAAUGAUAGAAUGCAUAUACCGGAGGAGAUUCAGUUUCCGUGCGGACUAAGGUUACUAGAUUGGGAAGCAUAUCCGAGCAAGUGUCUUCCUCCUACAUUCAAUCCUCAAUAUCUUGUCGAACUCAGUAUGAAGAAUAGCAAGCUCGAGAAGCUAUGGGAAGGGAUCAAGCCGCUUGCAAAUCUCCAGAAAGUGGAUUUUUCAGGAUCUGUUCAUUUGAAGGAACUUCCCGAUCUUUCAAAUGCUACAAAUCUUGAGAAGUUGGAUCUGAUAGGUUGCGAGAGCUUGGUAGAGAUUCCAUCCUCUUGUUCGAAUCUUCAUAAGCUACAGAAGUUGUGGGUGACUGGAUGCAUAAACCUACAAGUAAUUCCAGAUCGCAUGAACUUGGCAUCGCUUGAUGAAGUCCUCAUGAGAAGAUGUUCGAGGUUGAGAAACAUUCCAGUCAUGUCAACGAACAUCAGAAAGCUGUGUAUAUCGGAGACAGCGGUUGAAGAUGUGCCUGCAUCAACUAAGCUGUGGACUCGUCUUACGUCUCUCAGUAUAAACAAAGGUGGAAAGCUCAAGAGAUUAACAUAUCUCCCCAAGAAUGUCACAGAUCUAGACCUAAGCUAUUCUGAUAUUCAAAAGAUUUCAGAUAGUAUCAAAUCCCUUCAUCAGCUACGGAACCUUAAUCUAGCUGGUUGCACAAGACUCUCAGCUUUACCAAAGCUCCCUGGCUCGCUCAAUACCGUAAUAGCGGAAGACUGUGAAGCAAUUUUUAAACAAUCUUUUUUUAUAGGAGUGGCACUCUUACCAGGAAAAGAAGUGCCCGAAGAGUUUGAUCACCGAGGCAGAGGAACCUCAUUGACUAUCCGUCCUGACGGCAACCCUUACAGCGGCUUUGUGGUUUGCGUGGUGAUUUCCCCUAAGCAGCAAGAGUUUAGUUUUUCCCAGCUAAUGUGUCGUCGCAUAGGCGUAGCUCAAGACGACUUCUAUCCAGUUGAAAUGUUGGUCUACGUAGGCGAAGUCCACAAGUUUCGAAGGGAGCAUCUAUUUGUAUUCGACUCUCGGUUUCUAGAGUUUUACCCGUCUGAUAUGAGCAGAGAGAUAGUACUCGAGCUGAGCAGCAACUCCAACGAUUUUUAUAUUAUUGACUGUGGUGCCAGGAUCUUGACCGAAGAGAAUGGGAGCAAUGAAUCUGGCUUAGACGACCAAGUGUUAGAAGAAGAAACUGAGGGUGGAAAAUGUACUGAUUGUUGGAGUUGGCUCUUCCUCUGCUUCGAUCUCUCUGGCUUAGUGGGAGACAUCAGAAGCUUAGUUUCUGGAAGAAGAGGGUAGAAGCUAGAAGCAGGGAAGCAUUCGUAUGUCUGCAUUGAAAAAGCAUACCAAGAUGAUGAUUACGUUGCUAGCAGAUCUGUUUAAAUCUGAAAUGUGGAAACAACUUGCUUUGAUCUAAAAUGAGGACAUGAAUUAAUGGAUGUAUC